GCCAGCUCCAGUGAAUAAGCAUCAGGGUUUUGGUGAAGUGAAUCCAGUCCCAAACAUAACUAGGUCUACAGGCAAAAGAAAACAGGGACGUAUGUGUGAAGACUGUGAACAGGCUGCCGCGGACAUCUACUGCCCGGAAUGUCAGGGAGGCCUGGCUUUAUGUAGUGGCUGCUCUGCUUUACUGCAUGCUGGGGCUUCACGCAGGAGACAUCAGCUACGGGGAGUGGACCAGGCACCGACAGUUGGGGGGUAAACCCUAUGUUCCCAGGGCGUUUCUGGCUCCAUUUUCUAUCAUUCUGGCCAUGUACAGAGCAAUGCGGAAUGAUGGACGUCUAAGUCUGACUGAAGCAGAGAUCAAGUCCCGGGCUCAACCUUUCACUGAUACAGACCUAUAUGAUAAACAACCAGGCAAGUAUGUCGGUGGGUUUGACUGUAUGGAAAACACGCUUAUGGCAAAAGGCAUCGUGAAAAAGGAGGCAGCCAGAGAACCCACGUUUGCGCUGUCAUCAUCGGGCCAGCGACUGGGAGAGAGGUUAGAAGUGUUCUCGGGUGCAUUCCACCAAUAUAUGGACAUAUGCCGGAUGCCGAAAGUCUCAAGCAUGGUCAGGCAGUGCCCAUUGCCCGGUAGACGACUUGUCCUGAUUGUUGAUGACAAUGAGAGAGAUAGGGCCCGCCUGACCCAGUUUGCAGCCGGUAAAAACCUGCCUGUACAGUCUCGACUAUUACCCGCCGGCGACUAUGUGUGGAUACUCACAUCUUCGCAGGGAUCCGAGGCAGAUACAUCAAAUGAACUGGUCUUGCCAUUUGUCAUUGAACGAAAGAGUUGGGAAGAUCUCAACAACAGCGCCAACAGCACGAGGUUCCAACGCCAAGUCAACAGUAUGCUGGGAAGUGGACUGAGGUGUUUCUACCUGGUGGAAGGAAGUAUCGCCAGUCUGAGGAACUGCAACCAACAGGGCAGGCUCAAGAGUUUGCUGAAGCAGUUAACAGUAGAGAAAGGGUUCCAUGUAAACUACACCUCAUCCUGGAUGAAGACGGCGCAAUGGCUUAUGUGGUUCUCAAAGAUUGUUGCUGAUAGUUUCUCACAAAGGGAGUUCAUGAACCAAUGCAUAUCUUACAAGGAGUAUGCGUCGCGUGUUGCCCGAAACCGUCAGGCAGCCAAUGAAAACACAGCAUUUAGAAACAGCACAAAACAAGCCCAUGUCUGGCAUGCUCAGAAUUUUGUAGACAAUAUUAUCAGGGAUGGACAGGAGGAUCGGCCAUUUAAGGAGGCCCUUCAGGUUGAUCUUGGUCUGGAAAAAAGGGGCCUUACUCACCUGCUGGUCAUUCAGGGCCUCGAACAAUACAACAAGCGACGUCAGUCCACUCUCAACAAGUGCUGCGAGACGGUGAAUGAGCAUCCGGGUUCGGCAGACGACAUUGUGCUUGAAAAUGUCGGGCAUGCCAUCCAUACCAUGGUCCACUAUGAUGUUACGUCAUACUGGCAGCUGUAUAUGCAGGUCACUUGUGGCAUUUUCAUCGUGAGGACUGAGAAUGCAGGUGACACGGAAGGAAUUCAGCAGGCUUUUCUGAACAUUUACUCUAUGGUACAGCCAUUAGCGCAGCAAGCAGAGCUGGGGAAAUUCAGGGCUAAUCACAUUGGAAAGCCACGACAAAAGAUGACUCCACAUGUGACAGUAAAAGCUCCUGUCGGUCAGUACCACACUGCAGAUGAACCUAUUAUCAUGAAUAGGAAACAGCCAUCAGACCAACCUGAUGUUUACCAACCAAGAAUAACAACCCAUAUUUGUAAUGGUAACGACAGGACAAACUUCAGACAAACACCAGGAGGGGCGAAACACGUUGACGAUGGCACACGAAGAAAACCUGUGACAUCAAGUAUUAAAAAUGAUUCUUUGUACCCAAGUUGUUUUGAACCAGUUUGUAUACCAGAUCCACAGGCAGAUAGUGUGAUAAACUAUGGAGUGGAGAGACGUUCUUUAAGCUCCGGAGUUACAAAGAGUGAUGAUGUACAGAUACUAGACGUACAGCCGUUUGCUGGGCAAGGCUACUGUCUAGGAUCAGGAUUGUCAAAGGCUCGAUUCGUCAAUAAUGGUCUUGGUGUUACGCCUAAAACUGGGAAAGGAGGGAUGGCAACAAGGCAGACCAGAAAUGAUACAUGUAAAGCAGGAACAUGUGGAGCAGAAAUAAACAUGAUGGUAGACAAUCAGGAAAACGUCCAAAGCCCGGGAAAUGGGCUUUCGGAGAAAGACUUCAUUGACUCACAGAAUGAAGAUCUCAUUAUGUCACAGGUUAUUGCCCAGAGUGCAAAAGAAGAUUUUCCCAUGACAACAGAAGAUGAGAUGUUGAAACUUGCUCUGGAGAUAAGCAGACAAAAUACAGGACUUAAGGAUUCCACAGUUGCAAAGCAACAACUGGGUGUCCACAGACCCAUCUUAGCUAGUCCGGGUUUGAAUAUUGGCACGACCUCAGGUGUUUGUGGUGAAGAGCGCACAGACUUUGUUACAGAUAGACCAAAAAUAAGUAUGCACAACUCAACAGAAUCUUGUGGCAUUGAAAACUCCAGAAUAGCUAAGCAGGAAUUGAAUGAUCUUAAUUUCACAGGUGAUAGGGGUGAAGAUUUUAUAGGCAAACUAACCAAGCUCACUGAAGAAGAACAAUUACAGUUAGCCAUUGAAAAAAGUAAAAUUGAGUGUCAUGGUAACACUAUUGUAGGACAUGACUUGUCAGAAAGGGACUUCUCUAGAGAAGUUGAUGGAGAUGUGUUUGAUAAAGAACAAAAUUUUGCAUUUGGCUUGAACAAAGGUAUCAGAAAAGGGCCAGUUGGGUCUAAUGAUGAAAUUGAUGACAAAGAUGAUAAAUUAAACAAAAUACAUGUGGAAGAAGAUGAAGAAGAGCAGAUGAAGCUGGCAAUGGAGUUAAGUAAACAGGAUACCAACAAAAACAGUUUUGAUAAACCUGAAGACGAACAUGACUUGGAAUUUGCUUUAAAAGACAGUGAAGUUCAAAAUGAAAAGAAUAGAGCAAAACGUGAUAUUUUUAAAAAAACAGAUCGAACUUGCAAUAUACAACAGUAGAAAAUAUGAUGGUAUUACACAUGAAGCAGAUAAAACCCACCUUGGCAAACGAGUGCAUACUAUUGAGAAGAUACCAGACAGUGAUAAAAACCUAGGUUCAGAAGAAAGUGAGGCCAAACAAUUGCAUGAA
Messenger RNA from Mya arenaria, 3207 nucleotides. RefSeq lists its product as uncharacterized. Gene Ontology annotation, molecular function: 3'-flap endonuclease activity; crossover junction DNA endonuclease activity; DNA binding. The record is from RefSeq and is a predicted model, not a curated record. The transcript has 18 exons. Gene Ontology annotation, cellular component: Holliday junction resolvase complex; nucleus. NCBI's taxonomy places the organism in Eukaryota, Metazoa, Mollusca, Bivalvia, Myida, Myidae. The coding region runs from base 186 to 3077 and encodes 963 amino acids. Gene Ontology annotation, biological process: DNA catabolic process; resolution of meiotic recombination intermediates; double-strand break repair via break-induced replication.